Molecule: messenger RNA, 657 nt
Organism: Fusarium pseudograminearum CS3096
Lineage: Eukaryota; Fungi; Ascomycota; Sordariomycetes; Hypocreales; Nectriaceae
Exons: 5
Coding region: 1-657 (218 amino acids)
Biological process (GO): mitochondrial respiratory chain complex I assembly; mitochondrial electron transport, NADH to ubiquinone
Cellular component (GO): membrane
Molecular function (GO): NADH dehydrogenase activity; 4 iron, 4 sulfur cluster binding
Source: RefSeq, a predicted model, not a curated record
AUGGCCCACGCCACCAUGCUUGCGCGACGACAGCUCGCCUCGAGCUCCUUGAGCACCAGAGCUACCAGCAUCGUUGGCCUCGUCCAGCAGCGAGGCUAUGCGACGCCUCACGGUCCUCCCCCCGCCAACUUCCGAACAAGCAAGCCUGUGCGGUGGACGUGGGAUAACGAGAGCACCCUGGACCGUAUGGGAAAGUUUUUCCUCAUGACCGAGAUGGCGAGGGGCAUGUAUGUCCUGCUUGAGCAGUACUUCCGACCACCUUACACUAUUUACUACCCCUUCGAGAAGGGCCCUAUCUCUCCCCGAUUCCGUGGCGAGCACGCUCUCCGACGAUACCCCUCUGGCGAAGAGCGAUGUAUCGCCUGCAAGCUCUGCGAGGCUAUCUGCCCCGCCCAGGCCAUCACUAUCGAGGCUGAGGAGCGAGCCGAUGGAUCCCGCCGAACCACCAAGUACGAUAUCGACAUGACCAAGUGCAUUUACUGCGGUUUCUGCCAGGAGUCUUGCCCCGUCGACGCCAUCGUUGAGUCGCCCAACGCCGAGUACGCUACCGAGACCCGAGAAGAGCUUCUGUACAACAAGGAGAAGCUUCUUUCCAACGGAGACAAGUGGGAGCCUGAGCUCGCAGCCGCCAUCCGCGCCGACUCGCCAUACCGAUAA